UUUACACUGUAACUCACCCCCAACUCUUUCUCCCACUCUUCUCGUGUUCCACGCCGAAACCCUAAUCCUCCUCCUCCUCCCCCGCCGCCGCCGCCGCCGCCGCCGCCUCGGCGCUGACGCCGAGGAGGAGGCAUUAUAUAUAGUUAUAUACACUUUGGAUGUUAUAAACUAAAGUGAUGAUGGUGCCGCUUGAUUCGUCGAAGAAGAUCUCAUUCCAACGGCAAAUCUGUGACGGAGACUUGGUUAUAGUUUACGAAAGGCAUGACAUCAUGAAGGCAGUCAAAGUACGUAGCGGUUCCGAACUCCAAAACCGGUUCGGAGUCUUUAAGCAUUCCGACUGGAUUGGAAAGCCAUUUGGGUCCAAGGUGCUCAGCAGCAAGGGCGGGUUCGUGUAUCUCCUUGCCCCGACCCCUGAGUUAUGGACACUUGUGCUUAGUCAUAGGACCCAGAUAUUAUACAUUGCGGAUAUCAGCUUUGUGAUUUCCUACCUGGAAAUUGUCCCUGGCUGUGUAGUUCUCGAGUCUGGCACCGGAAGCGGUUCUCUUACUACGUCUCUUGCUCGAGCUGUGGCACCUUCUGGCCAUGUAUUCACAUUUGAUUUUCAUGAGCAGAGGGCGGCGUCAGCUAGGGAAGAUUUCGAGAGAAAUGGUUUAAGUGGUUUGAUCACCGUCAAUGUUAGAGACAUUCAAGGGGAGGGAUUUCCGGCAGAGCACAGCGGAUCGAUUGAUGCUGCGUUCCUCGACCUCCCGCAACCGUGGUUGGCGAUACCAUCCGCCGUAAGAAUGUUGAAGCAAGACGGAGUGUUGUGCUCGUUUUCCCCGUGCGUCGAGCAAGUGCAGCGCACCUGCUCGACUCUUCGGUCGAACUUCACCGAUAUUCGGACAUUCGAGGUUCUUCUACGAACCUACGAAGUCCGCGAGAGCAAACGAGCGGAUACCACAGUCGAAGAAGAAGAAGAAGAGGGUGCUGCCAUUGGGCCGCCGCCUCAAAAGAGGCGGCAAUGCUCGUCGACCGGGUUGAACCCUUGUAGCGCGGAGAGAAGCUCUUCUGUCACGGCAAAGCCAUGCGCCACUGCGAGGGGACACACCGGUUACUUGACAUUCGCGAGGCUCGGUUUGCGGGAGGAUCAAAAUGCGAAAACCGAGUAGCCGAUAUUCGACAAUAGUGGUUUGAAUUGCACACCAAUUUCAUCUUCUUUUCUCAAGGGUUGUGGAAUGGAUUGUGUUCCAAAGAUUUUCGUUUUCCGCGUAUCAAACUAAACCCUAGUUUAGAAGAUUCAGGGGUGGAUUUUAUUGGUUAAAAUCCGUAAGCACUGUAUUAUGGCUGAUGCUUGCACAACAAUUGAUGCAAUUUUUUAUCAACAAAAUAAUUGAGAAUA
Ananas comosus (pineapple) is the source of this 1378-nucleotide messenger RNA. Its product is annotated as tRNA (adenine(58)-N(1))-methyltransferase catalytic subunit TRMT61A. Gene Ontology annotation, cellular component: tRNA (m1A) methyltransferase complex; nucleus. Gene Ontology annotation, biological process: tRNA methylation. The record is from RefSeq and is a predicted model, not a curated record. The transcript is spliced from 4 exons. Bases 177 to 1148 code for a protein of 323 amino acids. Lineage: Eukaryota; Viridiplantae; Streptophyta; Magnoliopsida; Poales; Bromeliaceae.